AUGGCUGGUGCCGCAGGUAACUCGUACAUGUCCAUGGCGACGCCCAACGACGUCAAGAACUACACGAACGACGUUGGCCAGAUCCAGUGGGCGCAGGUGCCGCUGAACGCCGCGCUUGACAAGCUCAAGUCGUCCCGUGAGGGUCUGACAUCCGAUGAGGCCGAGAAGCGUCUGGCCGAGUACGGCCCGAACAAGCUGCCGGAGGAGAAGGUGAACAAGCUGACGCUGUUCCUGGGCUUCAUGUGGAACCCGCUGUCGUGGGCCAUGGAGGUGGCCGCCGUGCUGUCGAUUGUGCUGCUGGAUUACGCUGAUUUCGCGCUGAUCCUGUUCCUGCUGCUGCUAAACGCUUGCAUCGGUUACUUGGAGGAGGUGCAGGCUGGCGACGCCGUGUCGGCUCUGAUGGGCCAGCUGGCGCCCGAGGCGAAGGUGUUCCGUGACGGUGAAAUUAAGAAUAUCCCGGCGGACCUGCUGGUCCCCGGUGACGUGCUGCGUGUGCGUCUGGGUGACGUGAUCCCGGCCGACCUCAAGUUCCUGGAGGGCGAUGCGAUCAAGGUGGACCAGUCGUCGCUGACGGGUGAGUCGCUGCCGGUGACGAAGAACGAGGGCGACGAGGGUUACUCUGGCUCCGUUGUGAAGCAGGGUGAGAUCGAGGCCGUGGUUACCAGCACUGGUGUGAACACGUUCCUGGGCCGCGCCGCCGAGAAGAUCGCGUCCGCUGACGCGCACGGCCGUCUGCAGAUGGUGCUGACGACUGUGGGCAACUUCUGCAUGGUGUCGAUCCUGUUCUGGUGUGUGGUGGAGCUGCUGGUGCAGAUGGCCGGCCGUACGUCGCAGAACCCGUGCGUGAUCGUGACGGACGGUUGCCUGGGUGUGGCCAACAUCCUUGUGCUGAUCGUUGGUGGUAUCCCCGUGGCCAUGCCGACGGUGCUGUCGGUGACGCUGGCCAUCGGUUCGUCGGCUCUUGCUAAGGAGAACGCCAUUGUGACGCGCCUGACGUGCAUUGAGGAGAUGGCUUCGAUGGAGGUGCUGUGCUCGGACAAGACGGGCACGCUCACGCUGAACCAGCUGUCUGUGGACAUGGACAACCUGAUCCCGUACAACAACUUCACUGCUGGUGACAUCCUCAAGUACGGUGCUCUGUCGGCUCGUACGGAGAACAACGAGGCCAUUGAUGUUGUGUGCCACAACUCGUACCCGGGCAAGGACACGAUGUGGGAGGAGUACACUCUGCUGCACUACACGCCGUUCGACCCCACGACGAAGCGCACGAUUGCCAAGCUGAAGGAUAACAAGACAGGUGAGAUCUUCCGUGCCGUCAAGGGUGCCCCGCAGGUGGUGCUUGACAUGGACGUGAACGCCGAGACUCUGCGCGUGGAAGUUGAGGACCGCAUCAACGAGUUCGCUUCUCGCGGCUACCGUGGUCUGGGUGUGGGUAUCUCUCGUAGCGGUGAUGUUCCGGUGGAGGAGUGCGAGUGGCAGAUGAUUGGUCUGCUGCCGCUGUUCGACCCGCCUCGUCACGACACGGCUGACACUGUGAAGAAGGCCAUUGCUCUGGGUAUUGCUGUGAAGAUGGUGACGGGUGACCAGAAGGCUAUUGCUGUGGAGACGUGCCGUCAACUGGGAAUGCCGACGAACAUCCUUGACACUUCUUUCUUCAACACUGCGCCGCCUCCCGGACUGAACCUGGCUCAGAUGAUCUACGACACGGACGGCUUUGCUCAGGUGUUCCCGGAGCACAAGUUCGAGAUCGUCAAGCACCUGCAGUCUCUGGACAAGGUGGUGGGCAUGACCGGUGACGGUGUGAACGACGCUCCGGCCCUGGCUCAGGCCGACAUUGGUAUUGCUGUGGAUGAUGCGACGGAUGCCGCCCGUGCUGCCGCCGAUAUUGUGCUUGUUUCCCCCGGUCUGAGUGUGAUCAUCACGGCCAUCCGCAUGAGUCGUGAGAUCUUCCUGCGUAUGAAGAACUAUGCCAUGUACUCGAUCGCCAUGACGGUGCGUAUCGUGUUCACGUUCGGUAUCCUGACGGUGGCGUGGAACUGGUACUUCCCUCCGAUUCUUGUUGUGAUCCUGGCCAUCCUGAACGACGGUACGAUCCUGACGAUCUCGAAGGACAACGUGGUUGCGUCGCCCCACCCGGACUCGUGGAAGCUGAAGGAGGUGUUCAUUUCGUCGAUCUCGUUCGGUCUGUGGUUGACUCUGUCUACGAUUGUGCUGUUCGCGAUCGUGAACAACUCGAGUGGUUUCGAGAGCACUGAACGUUCGGCUGUGGCGCGACUUCAACGCUUUAUCGAUGCAUUGACGCCUCCGCGCAACACUGCAUGGAAGCACGCGAGCCAAAUCCGGGUCAGCGCCAUUGGCAACUUCCGCUGGUCAUCGGACUGA
This is a messenger RNA of Phytophthora nicotianae INRA-310, 2382 nucleotides long. RefSeq names its product plasma-membrane proton-efflux P-type ATPase. Gene Ontology annotation, molecular function: P-type proton-exporting transporter activity; ATP binding; ATP hydrolysis activity. The coding region runs from base 1 to 2382 and encodes 793 amino acids. Gene Ontology annotation, cellular component: plasma membrane. The record is from RefSeq and is a predicted model, not a curated record. NCBI's taxonomy places the organism in Eukaryota, Oomycota, Peronosporomycetes, Peronosporales, Peronosporaceae. The transcript is spliced from 2 exons. Gene Ontology annotation, biological process: proton export across plasma membrane; regulation of intracellular pH.